This is a messenger RNA of Notothenia coriiceps (black rockcod), 8297 nucleotides long. RefSeq names its product fibrillin 1 (gene fbn1). Gene Ontology annotation, molecular function: calcium ion binding. The transcript has 58 exons. The record is from RefSeq and is a predicted model, not a curated record. NCBI's taxonomy places the organism in Eukaryota, Metazoa, Chordata, Actinopteri, Perciformes, Nototheniidae. The coding region runs from base 384 to 7751 and encodes 2455 amino acids.
GAGGAAAGCGCUGCGAGAGAGCCACAGUGAGUUCUGCCAUUCUCAUCCCCAGGAAUGCAUCAGCUCCUCUAACUUAUCUGUGCAGAGGCAACACACAACUGGAUGCGCAAGAGCAGACACCAAACCUUACGAUGCGCAUCUAUUUAUAGCAGUUUAGCGAAAGUUUUGAGUAACUCUUCUUCUUCUCCUCAGUUUUCUUCUAAACGUUUAUUCAGCAAUAUCAGCAGGAAAGAGUUAAGAAGUCCUCUGUCGGGUCUGAGGCGAAUCUCCUGUUCGGGAGACAAGCUUUGACUCCAGACUGCAGAGGUCGACGAGACUAGGAAACGAGUUUAGGAUACUUUUAUUCUACCGAGGGCUGGAGUUGUAUACACUUGAGAGUGGAUAUGCCGGACAGUAAGUGUGGAGGACGGCUGCUGCAGUUGGCCGUGGCUCUGGUGACUUUGCUGUCUCUCGCUGAGCUUGGACACUUUGCAGAGGUGGUGGACACCGAGGACAGCGAGCCGAAGGCCAAGCAGACCGACUCCAGAGCCAGCAGGGCCAAGAGGAGGGGAGGGUCGGACGUCCUCAGAGGACCUAAUGUGUGUGGAUCAAGGAACAACGCUUACUGCUGCCCAGGCUGGAAGACUCUGACUGGAGGAAACCAGUGCAUUGUUCCGAUCUGCCGAAGUUCAUGUGGAGACGGUUUCUGCUCCAGACCCAACAUGUGCACCUGCCCCACCGGCCAGAUCUCCCCAGCCUGUGGAUCCAAGUCAGUCCAGAACUGUAACAUUCGGUGUAUGAACGGGGGAACAUGUGCUGAGGACAACUGCCAGUGUCAGAAAGGCUACGUGGGGAACCACUGCGGGCAACCGGUUUGUGAGAAUGGCUGCCUUAAUGGAGGAAGGUGUGUGGCCCCCAACAAAUGCGUGUGUACCUAUGGCUUCACCGGGGCUCAGUGUGAGAGAGAUUACCGCACCGGGCCGUGCUUCGCCUCGGUGCACAACCAGAUGUGCCAGGGCCAGCUCACAGGCAUUGUGUGCACAAAGAAUUUGUGCUGCGCCACAGUGGGACGGGCGUGGGGUCACCCCUGCGAGAUGUGUCCUGCCCAGCCUCACCCCUGUCGAAGAGGGUUCAUACCAAAUCACCGCACCGGGGCGUGCCAAGAUGUGGAUGAGUGCCAGGCCAUCCCUGGCCUCUGUCAAGGAGGAAACUGUAUCAACACAGUGGGAUCCUUUGAAUGUAAAUGCCCCGCUGGCCACAAGUUCAACGAGGUCUCACAGAAAUGUGAUGAUCUGGACGAGUGUUCAAACAUCCAAGGUCUUUGUGGUGUAGGUGAAUGCUCUAAUACUGUUGGCAGCUACAUCUGCAAGUGUCCCCAGGGAUAUUACACAUCUUUGGAUGGAUCCAAGUGUAUAGAUUCCCGUGGAGGGUACUGCUACGCUAGCGUGCUGAAUGGGCGCUGCGCCAACCAAAACUCGCAGCUGUUGACCAAAAUGCAGUGCUGCUGUGAUAGUGGACGCUGUUGGUCUGACGGAUCCUCCCCGGAAAUGUGUCCCAUUCGUGGAUCAGAAGAGUACCAGAAACUGUGCAUCCAGAUACCUGAUGGGAACAAUGGAGUGAUUCCUGGUCGUGUCCCAGGGAGUCCCGACCUCCCUGCCAUCUACCCACUUCCAUAUCCUGGUCAAAAACCUGGCCAGUUACCCCAGUAUCCUGGUCAAAAUCCUGGCCAGUUACCCCAGUAUCCUGGUCAAAAUCCUGGCCAGAUCCCAGGACAAUUCCCAUUUCCAGGACAACUACCAUUACAACCUCGACCAGGAUCCGGGAUUAUCCUCACGCAGAACAUCACCAACAUGUGUCAGGCCUUCCGCAACCUCUGCCUGAAUGGCAGGUGCAUCCCCAUGCCGGGCAUUGGAUAUCGUUGUGAGUGCAACAUGGGCUUCAGGUUGGAUGGAAGAGGAGAGUGCUUGGAUGAUGACGAAUGUGAGAGAAGCCCAUGUGCACACGGAGAGUGUGUGAACACCCCAGGGUCUUACAUCUGUCAGUGUCCUGCUGGAUUCCAGACUACUGCAACCAGGACAGAGUGCAGAGAUCUGGAUGAGUGUGUCGCUAACGGUCGCAUCUGCAAUAACGGCCGCUGUGUGAACACCGUGGGCAGCUUCCAUUGUGUCUGCAAUGCUGGAUUUGAGAUUACAUCUGACGGCAAAAACUGUCAAGACCAAGACGAGUGUCUGAUCAGGAACAUGUGCCUCAAUGGACUGUGUAUCAAUGAUGAUGGUAGCUUCAAAUGCAUCUGCAAACCUGGAUUCUUGCUUGACGGCAAUGGACGCAUGUGUGUAGACAUUGAUGAGUGUGAGACUCCAGGCAUGUGUAUGAACGGCCACUGCAUCAACACGGAGGGCUCCUUCCGCUGUGAGUGUAUGGCUGGGAUGGCAGUGGGCCUGGAUGGACGGGUCUGUGUUGAUACACAUAUGCGCAGUUCUUGUUAUGGUGGCUACACGCGAGGGCAGUGUGUUAGACCGUUAUUUGGAGCUGUUACCAAGUCGGAGUGCUGCUGUGCCAGCAUCGAGUACGCCUACGGAGAGCCCUGCCAACCCUGCCCACCACAAAGCUCUGCUGAUUUCCUGGCUCUGUGCCCCAGUGGCCCUGGCAUCAGCGGUGAUGGAAGAGAUAUUAACGAGUGUGCCCUCGACCCUGAUAUCUGCCAGAAUGGAGUGUGUGAGAAUAUGUUGAGGACAUACAAAUGCACCUGCAAUGAAGGCUUUGAAAUAGACCUGACGGGCAAAAACUGUGUCGAUAUUGAUGAGUGUCUGAUGAACCGUCAGCUGUGUGAUAACGGUCAGUGCAGGAACACACCGGGCAGUUUCACCUGCCACUGUCCCAAAGGAUUCGUCUUUGAUCCCGAAACAGACGUCUGCGAGGAUGUGGAUGAGUGUCUGUCCAGCCCCUGUAUUAACGGAGACUGUAAGAACAGCCUGGGGUCCUUUGUGUGUUUGUGUUCAACCAGCAGUUCACUGGACAGCACUGGGAUGGAGUGUAUAGAGACUACUAAGGGCACCUGCUGGCUUAAGAUAGUCAAUAAUCGCUGUGAGGUCAACAUCAACGGGGCCACACUAAAGUCCCACUGCUGCGCCACACUGGGAGAAGCCUGGAACAGCCCGUGUGCCAAAUGUGAAAAAGAUCCAUUCUGUGGUAAAGGCCUUGCUAGGGUCAAAGGAAAUAUCUGUGAAGAUGUGGAUGAGUGUCGAGUGUUUCCCGGAGUGUGUAUCAAUGGAAAGUGCAUCAAUACACCGGGCUCCUUCUUCUGCCAGUGCCCUCCAGGAAUGACUGUGGAUAUCAGCGGCAGGACAUGCAUUGACCUGCGUAUGGAGCACUGUUAUCUCACCCAUGAGGACGAGCGCUGUGCGGCUCCCAUCUCUGGUAAGCAGCGAGUAGACGCCUGCUGCUGCUCCGUGGGUGUAGCCUGGGGCCCUGAGUGUGACGAGUGUCCUGAGAAAGGGACUCCAGAAUACAACCAGCUCUGUCCUCGUGGACCAGGCUUCUCGCACAGGGGCGACUUCAUCAACGGCAGACCCUUCCUCAAAGAUUUAAAUGAAUGCAGAAUGAUAAACACGCUGUGCUCAAAUGGAAGGUGUAGAAACACCAUCGGCAGUUUCCGUUGUCGCUGUGAUAACGGCUAUGCUCUGGACUCUGAUGAGAGGAACUGCACUGACAUCGACGAGUGCCGCAUCUCUGUGGACUUGUGUGGGCAGGGCAGGUGCAUAAACACAGCCGGAGAUUUUGAAUGCGAGUGCUUCGAAGGAUACGAAAGUGGCUUUAUGAUGAUGAAAAACUGCAUGGACAUCGAUGAGUGUGAGAGGAACCCUCUGCUGUGCCGCGGUGGUGAGUGUCUGAACACGGAGGGCAGCUUCCAGUGUUUGUGCCCCGAUGGACAUGAGAUCGCCCCCGACGGGUCAGCCUGUCUAGAUAUCAAUGAAUGUAACUUGAGUGACAGGCUGUGCAGGAACGGACAAUGUGUCAAUAUGAUCGGCCGCUACCAGUGCACCUGUGACACUGGAUACAAAUCUACCGAGAACAGAGUGGAGUGUGUUGACAUCGACGAGUGUACGAUUGAGAAUGGUGGCUGUGAGACGUUCUGCACCAACUCAGAGGGGAGCUAUGAGUGCAGCUGCCACAGUGGAUACGCCCUGAUGCCCGAUCUGAGAAGCUGCACUGAUAUUGAUGAGUGUGAGGAGAGCCCAGACAUCUGUGAUGGAGGCCAGUGUACCAACACCCCAGGGACGUACCAGUGUCUGUGCUAUGACGGGUUCAUGUCAUCUGAGGAUAUGAAGACCUGCCUGGAUGUGGAUGAGUGUGAGCUGAAUCCAGACAUCUGCCUGAGUGGGAACUGUGAGAACGCGAAGGGAUCCUUCAUCUGCCACUGUGACCCGGGAUACUCGGUCCGCAAGGGAACCACAGGCUGCACAGACGUCAAUGAGUGUGAGAUCGGAGCCCAUAACUGUGACAGACAAGCUACCUGCACCAACACAGCUGGCGGCUUCAAAUGCCACUGUGCUCCAGGAUGGAUUGGUGAUGGCGUCAAAUGUACAGACCUGGACGAGUGCUCCAACGGGACACACAUGUGCAACAACAACGCUGAAUGUCUCAACACCAUGGGCUCAUAUCGCUGUGCAUGCAAGGAGGGAUUCUCUGGAGAUGGAUUCUACUGCUCAGACAGUGAUGAGUGUGCAGAGAACGGCAACCUGUGUGAGAGCGGCCACUGUCUGAACCUCCCCGGAGGAUAUCGCUGUGAAUGUGACAUGGGCUUCAUACCCACUCCUGACCAGAAGUCCUGCGAGGACAUAGAUGAAUGUACCUUUGCUGACAUCUGUGUCAAUGGACGCUGCCAGAAUAUUCCAGGACUGUUCAGAUGUGAUUGUGGUCUUGGUUAUGAACUGGACAGGAGUGGAGGCAACUGCACAGACAUCAAUGAAUGUGCAGACCCGACCAUCUGCAUUAAUGGAGUCUGUGUCAACAUCCCUGGAAGUUACCACUGUAACUGUCCUGCAGACUUUGAGCUCAACCCCACCCGGGUGGGCUGUGUAGACACUCGUUCUGGAAGCUGCUACCUGGAUGUGCGUUCCCGUGGAGAUGCUUCAGAGAGCUUGGACUGCUCCAAUGAGAUUGGAGUUGGUGUUUCCAAAGCGUCCUGCUGCUGCUCUCUGGGUCAGGGCUGGGGGAACCCGUGUGAAUCCUGCCCCGCUCUCAACUCAACUGAGUACAAGACGCUGUGUCCUGGAGGAGAAGGCUUCAGACCAAACCCCAUCACUGUCAUCUUGGAAGACAUCAAUGAGUGCCAGGAGCUGCCAGGCUUGUGCCAGGGAGGACAGUGCAUCAACACCUUUGGCAGCUUCCAGUGCGAGUGUCAGAGAGGAUACAGUCUCAACGCUGACACCAGAGUCUGUGAAGAUGUUGAUGAGUGUGAACAACCAGGCAUCUGCGGCCCAGGCCUGUGCUACAACACCAUCGGGAACUACACCUGUAUCUGCCCUGUGGACUACAUGCAGGUCAAUGGAGGGAACAACUGCAUGGACAUGAGGAAGAGCUACUGCUACAGGAACUUUUACUCCUACAACGAAACUUGUGAUGGAGAGCUGACCUAUAACAUGACUAAAAAGAUGUGCUGCUGCUCCUACAACAUUGGCCGCGCAUGGAAUAAACCCUGUGAACAGUGUCCCGUGCCCAGUACCGACGCGUUUGCGAUCCUGUGCGGCAGUGAGAGACCAGGAUAUUACAUCGACAUCACCACUGGACGGGUCAUUGAUAUUGAUGAAUGCAGGGAGAUCCCAGGAGUGUGUGAGAACGGCGUGUGCAUCAACAUGAUCGGCAGCUUCAGGUGUGAGUGCCCCAUCGGCUUCAUCUACAACGACAAGCUGUUGAUUUGUGAAGAUAUCGAUGAGUGUCAGAACGGGCCGGUGUGCCAGCAGAACGCGGCCUGCCUGAACCUCCCCGGAAGUUUCCGCUGCGAGUGUAAACCCGGAUAUCGCUUCACCCCCACAGGGCAAUGUCAAGACCGUAAUGAAUGCAAUGAGAACCCUGGUAUAUGCAAUCCUGGUAGUUGCAUUGACAUGCUGGGGAGUUACCGCUGCCACUGCCCCAACGGCUUCAAAACAACACAAGACCAGUCCAUGUGUGUUGACGUGGACGAAUGUGAGAGGCAGCCCUGUGGCAACGGGACCUGCAAGAACACGGUGGGCUCCUACAACUGCCUGUGCUACCCCGGCUUCCAGAACUCACACAACGGGGACUGCAUAGAUGUGGAUGAGUGUUCCACGCAGAGGGGCAUGUGUAGAAACGGGCAGUGUCUGAACUCCUUGGGCUCGUUCCUCUGUGUGUGCAACGACGGCUAUGAGCUCACUCAAGACGGCAGACUCUGUACAGAUAUCAAUGAAUGUGCAGUGAAUCCAGGCACAUGCGGUGCUGGAACUUGUGUGAAUCUGGAUGGCUCUUACAGGUGUAUCUGCCCAUUGGGCUACUAUCUCCAUGAGGAGACCUGUGAAGAUAUUGAUGAGUGUUCCAUGUCGCCUGAGAUCUGUACAUUUGGAACCUGCGCCAACAAUGAAGGAAGCUUCACCUGCUUGUGUCCCGACGGCUUCCAGGUCUCUGCCUCCGGACGCAGAUGUUUAGAUAUCCGUGUGAACUACUGCUACACCAGGUUUGAAAAUGGCCGCUGCCAGGCUCCAAAGCCUCAGAACACUUCCAAGGCGGAGUGCUGCUGCACUAUGAUGCCAGGUCAAGGCUGGGGAGACCCCUGCGAAAUCUGCCCCACCGAUGGAGAGGAGGGUUAUCCUCUUCUCUGUCCCAAUGUGGGAUACGAACGGGGGAAAGAUGACCACCCAAAAGAUAUUGAUGAAUGCCUCAAUGAUCCCUGCAUCAAUGGCGAGUGCAUCAACAUAGACGGCGCUUUCCGCUGCGAGUGCCCCAUGGGAUACAAUCUGGACAUCACUAAAGUCAAGUGUGAAGACACUAAUGAGUGUGCCAUCGGCAAUCCAUGUGGAAACGGCACAUGCACUAAUGUCAUUGGUGGCUUUGAGUGUGCGUGUGAUGACGGCUUUGAGCCUGGGUCAAUGAUGACCUGUGAAGACAUCAACGAGUGCUCCCAGAAUCCUCUGCUGUGUGCCUUCCGCUGCGUUAACGUGGUGGGCUCGUACGAGUGUAAAUGUCCCACAGGCUACGUGCUGCGCGAUGACAAGAGGAUGUGUAAAGAUCAGAAUGAGUGUGAGGACGGUAUAGAUGACUGUGCCAGCAGAGGCAUGACCUGCAAGAACCUGAUUGGUACAUACAUGUGCAUCUGUCCCCCUGGAUACAUGCGGCAGCCCGGCGGAGAUGGUUGCAUUGAUCUGAAUGAGUGUACAGCCAAACCAGGUACCUGUAAGAAUGGCCGUUGUGAGAACACAGUGGGAAGCUUCCGCUGCAGAUGUGACCAAGGAUACGUCGCUAACCCCACACAGACUGAAUGUAUCGAUAACCGAGAAGGCUUCUGCUUCACUGAGGUUUUGACCACCCUGUGUCAGAUGACUUCUAGCAACAGGAACUUGGUGACCAAGUCCGAGUGUUGCUGUGACGGAGGCAGAGGCUGGGGCACAAGCUGUGAGCUCUGCCCCCUGCCCGGAACCACUCAGUACAAGAAGAUGUGUCCUCUGGGACCCGGGUACACCACCGAUGGCAGAGGUAUCUUACAGCUGAGGAGACUGGAGUUCAAAUUAGAUCACUGUGAAAAACUGAGAAUCGAUUAACAACUGACUGCACAUUUUCCACAGUUGAUGAGUGUGGAUAUUUCCAUGACAAUAUUCUAGUUAAGAAAGUGUUUUAUUUAAGAUGAUUGACCAUGCUGGUAGUUUUGCAUGAUGUAAACCAAAACUACGAGCCACUAGAAGUUUACAUGUUUAGUUAUUAUACAGAUUCUGGUUUAUAUUCAGUUCUGUAACUUGCAGCAGACAGCUGUAUUCAUUUUGAAAACCUUUCUUUGUUUCAAUGGAGUCUACAGCAUUCAAGUCUAAAAAUCAUUUCUAGAAAAAUCAUUGCAUUUAUUAGCUAUGAUAUCAGCAGAAUAAACCUUGAAGACAAUAAACAAAGAAUCAUAAAAAAUCUACCUGUGUCAGCAGGCAGUGUUGCUAAACUCAUCAAUGAUCAUAAAGUCUUAAAUCUUAACGUAAAAUAAAGCAGUGGCAUGAUCAAGAUGAUGGAUUAUCUUAACAAGGUUAGAGUUAUGUUCUGCAUUCUGGGUUGUAAACCACCAAGGUAAAUUUGUCAGCUGAAUACAUUUAGCAUGAAACCACUGA